AAAAAAAGUAACCAUAAAUACGAAGACUUCGGUUUUGGGUCUUCUUGUUCCUUUUUAUAACUUGAGUUCUUCUGCUCUGCUUCUGUUUUUUUUGUAUUUUGGCUUCUUUUAGUUCAUAUUGAAAAAUGGAAAAUAUUGAGUAUCUGAAUGAGAUCCAAGCCGUUGCGGGGAAGCUAAUCCACAGCUAUGGAGUCCCAGUUAUGAUCACGUUGUUCCUAAGAUGGCUCGCGUCCAUCGUUGCAGUGUCAGUCAUGUCUUUCAUAUUUUAAACAUUUGGAUUUAUGUUUAAUUUUUAAUUUUUUAAUGUUGGUUUACUUCUUUUAUUUGUGUGUAAAGUUUUCUUAUGAUAUUGGAUCAAACGAAAUGGAAGUACUCAAACAAUAUAAUGGCUUCACUAUUAGCUCCUUACCUCUUCUCUAGCCUUCCUAUUGUUAUUUUUCAGGUCUUGAGGAACGGGGUUGGGAAAUGGAUCGCUCUCCUCACCGUUAUUCUCAGGCUUUUUUUACCAAACCAUUUUCAUGAAUCGCUAGAGAUCCCGGGUGCUACAAUUCUUCUUAUUGUGGUUACACCGAGUGACAUAGGGGCAAUAUUCAGAGACGACCUGAGAUAUACGGGAGGUGAUGUGUGCCUUCUCACGAGCUUUUACCUUAUCAAUAAACACACUAAAGCUUGUGGUGGUAUCAAAAACUCAUUCACUCAAAAGGACAAAGUCACUUACAGCAUUUGUUUGUGGAUUCUGUUUGUCUACCCUAUUUUGUCCUCAUUUGCUGCCCUCUUCUACUUAUAAGAACGCAACGAUCUUGCUGAUAUUGUGAUCAGUGGUCUUAUAAGCUGGCGAAAGAUAGAUGGAACCGAGUUCUUAUGCCGAGUUUUGAUACAGAAAGCAACUCCCAAGUUCAGAAUAAUGUUUUUCUAGUAGGAGUAAAAAAAAGAAGUAUACCGAAGUAACUUUGACAACCCAUUUUUUCGAUAUCAGUUCAUAUAUAUGAGAAUUAAGACAGGUAUCUUAAACCUAUAUAUAUGUAAUACAUAUCGAUCUUAGUUUUCUUAAACACAAUUUUCUCAUUUCAAUUUUCAAGUAUUAAAAGUAAAUUAUGAACUCUUUAUAACCUGAACUAAUAAUUUAUCAUUUUCUUACAUAACCAAUAAUUAGGAAGAUCUUGAAUGAUUAUGGAAAAAGAGAUCUAUGGGCCAAGACAACCUUACAUCAUUGAUGAUUGAAAAAUGCUGAUCCUAAAGCUAUAAUGGGAAGUUUCAUGGCAAUGUCAAGUACAAGCUUUUGCCAUUGAAUCUUGGCAACAAAACAACAAUUGAAUCCGACAAAGUAAAAAAGGGUAUCCCACUCCUUGAGAAAUACAAA
Molecule: messenger RNA, 1360 nt
Organism: Arabidopsis thaliana (thale cress)
Lineage: Eukaryota; Viridiplantae; Streptophyta; Magnoliopsida; Brassicales; Brassicaceae
Product: Cold acclimation protein WCOR413 family
Exons: 3
Coding region: 344-787 (147 amino acids)
Cellular component (GO): membrane; plasma membrane
Source: RefSeq, marked reviewed